UUUCAACUUUAAUUCACUCCAACACUCGUUUUUCCGGCGAACAUAAUUCAACCGGCCUCCGGCAGCACUCGUCGGAAAUACGAAACUGGCAAACUCAGAGUCGUCGUCGGAGCAGAACGAGAUCAGCGUUGCGAUAGUGACGGCACUUUACGAGGCGUUGAGUUCCAAAGACGUGGAGACGGUGCACCGCCUUCUGGCGCCGGACCUGGAGUGGUGGUUCCAUGGUCCACCGUCGCACCAGUACUUGAUGCGUCUCCUCACCGGCGUCUCCUCCUCUUCCUUCGUCUUCACACCCAUCUCCAUCGUCGCAUUUGGGCCCACCGUCCUCGCUGAAGGCUACAACACGAAACGCGCCGUUUCAUGGGUCCAUGCCUGGACCAUUACUGAUGGGGUUAUAACACAUGUCAAGGAGUAUCUUAACACUUCUGUUACUGUCAAGCGUUUCGUCACCGCCGCUGAUGAGGAGUCGCCGUCGUCAUCUCCGCCGUAUGCGGAGGCGGAUACCCUGAUGACGACUAACUGCCAGAGUGUGUGGCAGAGCAAGGUGUGCGGCGAGUCGGUCCCUGGUCUUGUUUUGGCACUUCAGAUGCAUAUGUUGUGAACCAUGUAAAUUUGUCUGUCUCAACUCCAACAACCUGCGCUGGUUUAGUACUCCUACGUUAAUUUAUAAAAUAAAA
Molecule: messenger RNA, 677 nt
Organism: Cucurbita maxima (winter squash)
Lineage: Eukaryota; Viridiplantae; Streptophyta; Magnoliopsida; Cucurbitales; Cucurbitaceae
Product: senescence associated gene 20-like
Exons: 1
Coding region: 248-601 (117 amino acids)
Source: RefSeq, a predicted model, not a curated record